CGCGUCACCGACUCCCGCACAGAUUGCUGACAACUGGCGAGCGCGCCGCACCAACGUGCUGCGGAUCACCAGUCAUAGACAAAGUUUGACAUUAUCGUAAAUAAACAGUGUUUUUAAUUACGAUUAGCAACUUUGCUACCCGUGUUCUACAAUAAGUUCAAUAUUCUUGAAGUGUUGUGUUAAAGAAAGAGACUCUUGAAACUGUAAAAAUGAUGUCCUUAGUGUUGUUUGGUUUGACGGGGCUACUCUUCAGCUCGGCAACAGAAGGCUGCGGCGCCGGAAGGCAAAUGCUGAGAACCGGCGGUUUGUCGGCGUAUGAGAAGCAAGCAAUCGUGGACGCGCACAACCGCCUGAGGCAAUCAGUUGCAUUGGGACAAGUCUCAAAGCAGCCACCGGCAGCCAACAUGAUGGAAAUGAUCUGGGACGACGAAUUAGCGGCAACUGCACAAAACUGGGCCAACCAGUGUCAACCGGCUCACGACAGCGCGUCCCAGCGCGAUGUCCUGAGAUGGCCCGUGGGCCAGAACAUCGCGGCCACUUGGACCACGCGUCCGCCCAGCGGCCCCGAGGACUCUGAGCCCGACUUCAACAAACAAAUCAACGCCUGGUUCAACGAAGUCAGCAUCUUCGGCUUCAAACCUAUUAACGGCGGACACGGCACCGGCCAUUACUCACAGUUGGUGUGGGGUGAGACGUCUCACGUGGGGUGCGGGUACACGUUCUACUACGACCCGUCCCGCGGCUACACCAAGCUGUACGUGUGCAACUACGGGCCCGGCGGGAACGUCAUCGGCUCCAACCCGUACGACAAGGGCCUGCCGUCCUGCAGCGCGUACGGCCUGUCCGCCUCCACUAAAUACAACGGUCUUUGCUCUUCCACCAGCUACAUGGCGUCCUCCUCGUACCAGACCGUGGACAACACCAACACCAACGGCUACAACAUCAUCUCCAACGUCAUCCCCGAGAGCACCGGCGACUCUAACUACAAGCACUACAACUACCAGUACAACACUCAGUACCACAACCAGUACGACAACCAGUAUCACAACCAGUACGACAACCAGUACCAAGUCCAGUACCAGAACUCGUACCAGCAGCCACAACCAGUCUACCACCAGGCGGUCAGCCCGACCACCACUUACAGACCCUUCAUCAGCAUCUUCAAGACGGCAUCUGACCUCUUCACGAAACCCAAAGCGACAGGAUUCAGAUUCGGCACAUUAUACCUCAACAAGUAAACCUAAAUUUCAUCACAGUUUUAUAGCAGUAUUUUUAAACGUAAUUUAUAUUGACAGUUUUGUGUCUUGACUGAUUUUUCGAAACUGAUGUUUUCGGAACAAGAUUGUAUAUUGUUAUCCCUUGGUUUUACAAGGGAGUUAAGUUUAGGAGAUAUUUUAUAUUGUAGUAGUCGACGGCUCUUGAAGUCUGAGAGAUGGGUCUAUCCGUGCUGGCGUGGAUGACCUUCUAGUAUUCAGUGCAUGUUGUUCUUUAGAUAAUAUUUAUUUUCUACAAUAAACAGUUGUUGCUAAUUAA
Messenger RNA from Plutella xylostella (diamondback moth), 1533 nucleotides. RefSeq names its product salivary antigen-5. The record is from RefSeq and is a predicted model, not a curated record. Lineage: Eukaryota; Metazoa; Arthropoda; Insecta; Lepidoptera; Plutellidae. Gene Ontology annotation, cellular component: extracellular region.